Molecule: messenger RNA, 4785 nt
Organism: Aspergillus eucalypticola CBS 122712
Lineage: Eukaryota; Fungi; Ascomycota; Eurotiomycetes; Eurotiales; Aspergillaceae
Exons: 9
Coding region: 8-4315 (1435 amino acids)
Biological process (GO): microtubule cytoskeleton organization; tubulin complex assembly; post-chaperonin tubulin folding pathway
Molecular function (GO): RNA binding; beta-tubulin binding; GTPase activator activity
Source: RefSeq, a predicted model, not a curated record
CUCCAUCAUGGAUGCGGCCGAGGAUAGGGAGGUUAAGCUCCAGCGUGCCUCUGGAGACCUCGUCCAAGAGUUUUCCGAGAAGCUGCCAUCUCUCCUUUGGAAGACUCGACCCGACCAGCCAAACACCCGCAUUCCACGGAGAUGGACCCCCGCCGCAAAAACAGAAAGACUCGUCGGCCUGUUGGAACCGUUUCAGGAGUGGCCGCAGCUGUUGGACCCCCACCUGCAGGCCCUUCUACCCCCUUUAGUUGAUGCCUUUCUGGCAUAUUUGCUGAAGCAUCGCGAUCAAUACGCGUCCAAACCCGCAGGAUUGCAAGGUCAGAAGACAGCGUAUCCUCUUCCAAGAGCGAUCUGCAGACUGCUUUAUACCUUUUGCAAAGUCCGUGGAGUCAAAGUCAUCAGCAGGUUCUUGAACAAUGAGCCCAAGUACCUUGACCCGCUGCUCCGCGCUUUCGUCGAAUGGGAUGCCGUCAAAGAUGAACCUGAGCUAGGCCUUGGAGACAUUCCCCUGCGACUGGUCUGGGAAGAACGAUAUGUGAUGCUGAUUUGGCUGUCGCAUUUGUUACUUGCUCCCUUCGACCUGGCUUCGAUGUCGUCAGAUGAUAUCCCGGUUCCGUAUGACAACCUUGGGACUUUGAAACAGAUGCCAAACCGCACACCAGUGGUUACAAAGUCUCUACUUUCUGUGGCCUUGAAUUAUGUUAACGUCUCAGGUAAAGAGCGGGAAGCCGCUACAAUUGUUUUGGCACGACUGGUGCUUCGGCGUGAUAUGCAGGCGCUUGGGCUUUUGACUAAUCUGACGGACUGGGCGUUUUCGGUUGUUCAGCCUGCAGGUAAUCUUGAACCCCCUUCAGUCUACACGUGUAUUGGGGUGUUGUCUUUCAUCGCUCGCCUGGGUGCGUCGGGCCAGGUGGAGGACUUUGCUCCCCUGGUGUCUCCCGUCUUUGGACAGACGCUGCAAAUUCUGCAGGGCAACUCAGCUGUCUCAGAAGUUAUCAAGUCUUCUGCGCUGGCACGGAAGACUAUCAUCAAAAUCUUGCGUACGGUAACAGUUAUGGCCUUGUCACUCAAUGAGAGGGGCGACAGUACAAUCUCGGACGACCAGGUUUCUACAAUUUUAGAGGAUGCAAUUGAUCACUUCCUCGUCGCUCUUGCUGAUAAGGAUACCCCUGUACGCUUUGCAGCGAGCAAGGCUCUAAGUAUUAUUACUUUGAAGCUGGAUCCAGAUAUGGCCGCGGAGGUCAUCGAGGCUGUUACCGGCUCUUUGGAGGAGAACAUCCUAUAUGAGAAGCGAGACGGGGCCAUAGUGACACCGCUGGAGGCACGGAGGAUAGGGAUCAACACGUUGAAACGAAAUUUGAGCGCAGUCGACGCUCAGAGGUGGCAGGGGCUUAUCUUGACGCUCGGCCAUCUCUUGUUUCGCCGUGCGCCUCCUACCCAUCAACUUAGCGAUGUGCUUCAACCACUUGUUUCUGGCCUUGACUUCGAGCAACGGUCAUCAACUGGAAGCUCUGUCGGAACAGGUGUACGCGACGCCUCGUGUUUCGGAAUUUGGGCGCUGUCUCGCAAGUAUACCACCCAGGAACUGCUUGCCUUGAAACCGUCGACAAUCAGCACAGCCACAGCUCAAGGUGAAGAAGAAAGCACAUUGCAGAUGCUAGCGAUCGAACUUGUGUGUGCCGCGUGCGUUGACCCGUCUGGAAAUAUUCGGAGGGGUGCUUCUGCAGCACUGCAAGAGCUCAUCGGGCGUCAUCCCAACACAAUUGCCGAAGGUAUACCUCUUGUGCAAGUUGUGGACUACCAUGCGGUGGCUCGGCGCUCGCGGGCAAUGAUCGAUGUUGCCAAUGCGACCGCUGCUCUCAGCCUCCAUUACUGGAGCCCCCUUGUCGAAUCAUUGAUGCACUGGCGAGGUAUUGGCUCGCCUGACGCAGAGUCUCGCAGGCAUGCAGCCAAAGCAAUCGGAGUUUUGAGUACGCAGCAGUCAUACAAAACAAUGCAACAAGUGUUCCAGCGGCUGCUGAAUAGGCUAUCUAGUAUUCCACACAGUGACGUGGAAACUAGACAUGGCUGUCUUUUGGCCAUCGCAGCUACGGUUGACGCAUUCAACGCCCACCGUGAGAGGGAUCUCGUAGAUGCAUCGGACGCAACGAGUGUCUCGCAUUAUGUGGCCAAGGCCUGGGAGAUAUUCGGCUCUUCGCUCGGACCAACCCAAGAUGACCUCACCCUUCAGACUUUCCGGCCUGAGCUGACAGCGGAGGCCUCUUCUCAGUUGAUCUGUUCUCUUGCUCGAUCAGUUACCUUGGCCCGUGAACCACGAAUCUCUCAACCCUCAGUGGAUUUACUAAGCAAGGCCCAAGAAACGCUCUUGCUAUGCAUAUCACGGAGCGAGGAUACUUCUAUCGAGAGCUCAUCCAAUGCAGUAUCCGAGCUUCUACCUCUUUUACCACCUGACGAACAAGAGAAGAUGAUUCAGGGGUGGUUUUCCCACAUCCAUACUACCUGGAACCUGCCAACAGGCCGCGGCCAGAUCACGGCCCUGGGCACAGUGUUCAAACAAAUUGACAAGAACAGUUCUCUCAGAAAAGCUAUCAUAGACAGCAUCAUAGAAUGUGCAGAGAAAGAAGAACUAAUCGAGAAGAGAGUGGCCGCUGUCAAGAGCUUGGCUACCGGUGUUUUGCCGCAUAUAGACGUAACCGAUGAUAUCCUCAAUCAUCUCGUACGUUUCUUGAAUGAUUAUACAACCGAUAGGCGAGGAGACAUCGGUUCUUUGAUUCGGCUUGAAGCGAUCCAGGCCGCAAAGACGGUUCUAGAAGCAGGACCAAGACUUCCCAAUGAAUUGCCUGGGGUGCAAGAUAUUGUUGGGUGCCUUUGCCGACUUGCAGCGGAAAAGCUUGACAAAGUACGUGUGCAAGCUUGGAUUUGUCUUCAGGGCUACUGGGAAACAGCCAAUGGCUUUCCGCCGUUGACAAGGAAAUACGAACACUUCAGUCAUGUAUCCUCAACGGAGUAUCUGCUGCAGCUGCUCCAGUUGCAGAGUAUUGAUUGGCUGCGCCAGCCUCUGUUUCAAGGCCUAGCAACUUCGGCCGUUGCUGGUAGCGAAGGACUGAUUCGGUCGUCUCGCUCAGCUCUGGUACAAAGCAUUCAAGAAGCAGAAGAUCCGCAGGCUGCAGUAUUGGCCAUAAUCAAGGACCUGGCUGCCAUAUUGGGCGAGAACCUGCAAGACGAUCGGUUUGCGAUUCCUGUGCUUGAGGUCUUGGCGUUCCUAUUGGACAGCUUUGUCUCUUCUGUGCGCGAUGACUCGAUCCCAAGUCUGCGGAAGCUAUUUGUCCUCGUACAAAGAGCGCACUUCAAAUCGUCAAACAUCGCCCGACUCGAAGCGGCAGUCCGGGCUUAUGCACCUCUGUCGAGGAUAGAGCAGCUACAUACGGAAGUGAUCAAGAAAAUGACGGCGCUGCUACUGCAUCCGUUCCCUAGGCUAAUCAGAAUAGGUAAUUCCGAGAGCUCUCACACCAAUCCUCCAACUCCUCCACCAACAAGGGUACACCCCACAAAAAAACAUAGCAACAAUGGCGUCCAUAACAGCGCCCACCCCGAUACCCCCCAACUGCACGUCCGCAACUUGGAAGAGCGCAUCAAAGUCGACCAGCUAAAAGAAGCGCUGGAAGAGAUCUUCUCCGAAUACGGCACGGUACUUGAAAUCGUCGCGAAAACGAACCUGAAGGCGAAAGGACAGGCGUUUGUUGUCUUCGACACCGUGGAGGCGGCGACCCGCGCCAUCGACGAAAUCAAUGGCUUCGAACUCUUCGAUAAACCCAUGGUGUUGGAUUACGCGAAGACGAGAAGUGAUAUGACGGUGUUACGUGAGGGCGGGGAGGAUGAGUUGGAGGCGCAUAAGAGACGGAGAUUGGCUGAGAAGGAACGCAAACAAGCGCACGAAGCCCUCGAAGCUCAGAAAAAGCUCAAGCGACCCCCCGGCGCACCUACGGAACCUGGCCGUCCUGCGAAAACCGCCAAGGGCGCUGGUCUCAAGCCUACCAGUGGGGCUGCGGCGGCGGUUAUUCCGGACGAGUAUCUGCCUCCGAACAAGAUUCUCUUCUUGCGCGAUUUGCCCGAUACUGCGGAUCAGGACAGUCUGACGGCUGUGUUUGGUCGGUUCGAGGGAUUCCAGGAGGUUCGGUUGGUCCCCGGACGCAAGGGUAUUGCGUUCGUCGAGUACGAGAACGAGUCUGGGGCUAUCAGUGCCAAGGAGGCGACGUCGGGGAUGCCUAUGGGAGAGGCUGGAAAGCCCAUUCGCGUUACUUACCAGAGACAAUGAUUGGGGUGGUUGUGGCUUGUUUGGCGUUGGGGUGGGUAUUUCUAUUUUAUUUUCUCCCUCGUGUCUAGUAUGUCUCUUGUUUUAUUACUAUGACUACCUACUUUGAUUUGUUGGAUGGUAUCUGGGAAGAAAGCAUGUCUGAUGUCUUUUGUUGAGGUAAAUCAUUCGGCUGGCGGUGUGAUAUCUGACAGUGUAAGGCAUAUGAAGUGACGAAAAAGAACUGCUCCAGGCUAGAAAGUGUAGGUGAGGGAGGUACUAGUUACAGGGCGAUGGGGAAUCUGAACGGCGCCUAGAAAAUCACGUCGGCAUCUUCUUGCUCUCCGAGGACGUCGGGUGCUUCAGGUGCCUCUUCUUCCUUCUUCUCAGCAUCUGCGCUUUCCUGCAGCCUGGCUGCUUCUUUCUGCCGCGCAGCCAGGAUCUCUGCGUCUGCAGCGGCGUUGUCGCGCUGCUUCUUACCGGAAACCUUCUUC